AUGGUUCACGUCAGCUUCUACCGCAACUAUGGGAAGACAUUCAAGAAGCCUCGUCGUCCAUACGAGAAGGAGCGAUUGGAUGCUGAGUUGAAGCUGGUUGGAGAGUAUGGGCUUCGAUGCAAAAGGGAGCUGUGGAGGGUGCAGUAUGCCCUCAGUCGCAUCCGUAAUAAUGCGAGGAUGCUUCUCACUCUUGAUGAGAAAGACCCACGUCGAAUAUUUGAGGGUGAGGCCCUUCUUCGCAGGAUGAACAGGUAUGGGCUUUUGGAUGAGAGCCAGAACAAGCUCGAUUAUGUCUUGGCUCUGACUGUGGAGAACUUCCUUGAACGCCGGCUCCAAACACUAGUCUUUAAGACGGGUAUGGCAAAAUCAAUUCACCAUGCUCGUGUGCUGAUUAGGCAGAGGCAUAUCAGGGUUGGGAGGCAGGUGGUUAAUGUACCAUCUUUCAUGGUGAGGGUGGACUCACAGAAGCACAUUGAUUUCUCGCUAACAAGUCCAUUCGGAGGUGGCCGCCCUGGAAGAGUGAAGCGAAGGAACCAAAAGUCAGCUGCCAAGAAAGCUGCUGGUGGAGAUGGAGAUGAAGAGGACGAGGAGUGA
Molecule: messenger RNA, 594 nt
Organism: Ilex paraguariensis (yerba mate)
Lineage: Eukaryota; Viridiplantae; Streptophyta; Magnoliopsida; Aquifoliales; Aquifoliaceae
Source: the annotation of a GenBank genome assembly